AUGACUUACCCCAAAAAACUCGACAUCGGUCUUGUUCUUCUUCCUGGAUACCAAUGGCUCGAUGCCGCGGGACCAGUCGACUACUUAAACAACCACUCCAGUGCAAUUGUAAAUGGAAUCUCCUUCCUCCCUGAAUCCAUGAAAGAAAAAGCCCCUGUAAUAAACUGGCACUACAUCGCCUCCGACCUCACACCGAUACAGUCCACAUCCGGACCACUCCAGCUCCCUUCAUGCACAUUUGCAGACUGCCCCCCUCUAGAUUGCAUAUUUGUCCCAGGACCAAGGGAUAUUUUUACGCUUCCCAAUGGCUUCGCAGAGUUUCUCAAAGCACGCCUGGAGGACCCUAAGCUCUUCGCCCUCCUCUUAGUUUGCACCGCAUCCCUCUGUGUCGCAGCAACCGGCAUCCUUGACGGAAAAGAGGUGGCGAGUAACAAGUUCGUAUUGCGCGACCUUGCCGCCGAAGGCACACUGGAGAAGGGAUAUUUUAAAAAGGUGAAGUGGGUUGGGGAUAAGCGCUUUACAGUAGAUGGCAAGGUGUGGAGUUCGGCCGGGAUUACGGCCGGGUUGGAUCUUGCGGCAGAGUUUGCACGAGUCUAUGUAGCGAAAGAACUUGUCGAUAUGGCCCAGGAGAUGUCGGAAUAUAGACCCAACCCAGCACAGCCGGAUCCCUUUGCUUAUAUGCUAGACGGAACUAUGUCUUCUCAAGAGCCUCCUCGAGUGCUUAACCUAGGACUUGUCCUAAUCCCUGGCUAUCAAUGGCUCGACGGUGCAGGUCCCGUCGACUACCUCAAUAACCACUCUCACGCAUUAGCCAGUCUCCUCUCGACACUGCCCAGAUCGACAUACGACAAGGCGCCGAUCAUGAAAUGGCACUAUAUCUCCUCUGAUAUGACGCCCAUCCAAGCCACAUCAGGGCCGCUCCAGCUGCCCUCAUGCACAUACGCAGAUUGCCCCCCUCUAGACUGCAUAUUCAUCCCAGGCCCUACAGACCUCCUCAGCACGCCCAAGGGAUUCACUGAGUUCAUCAAAGCGCGUCUCGAAGACCCUAAACUUAUUGCACUGCUCAUGAUCUGCACAGCGUCGUUCCUCGUCGCAUCGACAGGCAUUCUAGAAGGACGGGCCGUAGCGAGCAAUAAACUUGCCCUGCGAGAUUUAGCCGCUGCGGGGUUAUUGGAGUCUAACGAGCACUUCAAAAAGGUCAAAUGGGUUACGGAUAAGAGGUUCACGGUCGACGGAAAGUUGUGGAGUUCUGCUGGGAUUACCGCUGGUUUGGACCUCGCUGCCGAGUUUGCCAGGGUUCAUUUUGCAAAGGAGGUCGGAAUCAUGGCGCAGGAGAUAUCUGAAUAUAAACCCAAUCCUGCAGAUCCGGACCCAUUCGCUUAUAUUUUGGAGGGGGUAAAGGUAUGA
Messenger RNA from Psilocybe cubensis, 1407 nucleotides. RefSeq lists its product as uncharacterized. The transcript has 2 exons. Lineage: Eukaryota; Fungi; Basidiomycota; Agaricomycetes; Agaricales; Agrocybaceae. The record is from RefSeq and is a predicted model, not a curated record. Bases 1 to 1407 code for a protein of 468 amino acids.